GAGAAUCCCAUGGACAGAGGAGCCUGUGACUUGCUUGCCCUCUUAGCCAAUGGACAACUUAGCAUUUGAAAUGCAUGAAGACGCAAAGCGGAAGGUUGUGUCUGAGGGGAAGAUGAACACCUUCUCCAGAAUGGAAAGGACGAGGCAGUGGUCACUGAUGAGCAUUUUCCUGGUGUGUCUUUUGGCCUGCACCAUCACCACAGUGAUCGGAGUCCUGAUUCUCUCCUUGGUUUAUGUCAACAACCCUCAGCCCCGUUCAGAACCGGGAGCCCAACCUCUGCAAACAGCAAUUCCCGUGGUGCCAAAGGCUGUUGAUCCAAAAGUUCAGUUUCUUAAUCAUUUAUCUAAAUCCAAGGUGUUUGAGUUCCCUGGUGGCGCAAUCCAGUGGGCCCGGUACAGGAACAAUGCCAAAGACUACCUCAGCAUGGAAGAAGAGGCCUUUGGCAGCAGCUUGAACAGCCAGAGAUCACAGAUGAGUCUGGGGACCCUGAGAAUAAAAAGCAGUGGCCUCCGGGCCCCUCAUUGGCACUUCAAUGCCAACGAACAUGGCUAUCUUGUACAGGAACUUCAGACCCUGGAUGUUGAUGAUGUCUUUUUUUCUACACCUGAGGAUAUUGCUUCCAGGUCACUUAAGCCUGAAGGUGGAAUUAGUUUCAUUAGAACAUUCCACAAGCAAAAGGAGGAUCAGGGGGUCAAUCUUCCUCCCAAUUUGGCAGAACUGGUUGUCAAUGCUAAUUACUCACAGUCACCAGAUAGCUUUGUGUGGAGGUACUUUUAUGACUUGAAAGGUUCAAAAGAAUAUAAAUUUCCAGGAGGAAUAAUACAGUUGGCACAAUAUUGGAAAAAUAGAAAUGAACUGAGCCACAAUGAAAACAUUUUUAGUGAAUUCCUGAAUCAGCAUCGAAAAGCCCUCACUUUGAGUACACUCAGGAUUUAUAACAAUGGAUUACGACAGCCACACUUUCAUUUUAAUGCAAAUGAAAUGGGAUAUGUAAUAAGUGGAUGUGCAAAGGUGGGCAUUAUCAAUGCUCAGAGUUCCACAAAGUUUAACAUUCACAUUGGAGAUGUGAUAUUUUUCCCCACUGGAACCCAGCAUUACAUUAAGAGCACAUGCGAUGAGGAUUUGCUUCUCAUUCUUGCCUUCAGCACUGGAGACCAGUUGCAAACCCUUGACAUGGACGAUUAUCUUCAGGCCACUGCAGACCACAUCCUGGCUCAGCUUUUCUUCAAGAAGCAAAGUGAGUUUAAGAAGAUCCCUCAAUUCAAGGAAGACCAGGCAGUCAACAUGCCUUAGAUGUGCUGAUGCAUUCAUAUCUAUUUUUCUCUCUUCAUAUGUUAUUACUGUUUUUAAAGAAGGUCCACUUGGCUCGUGAACUUGGAGCUCCUUACAGAGUGACAUUGGUCAAGCAGGUGUGAAGCAGCCCCACGGGCUCAUUUAGCUAAGAUCAUAGGCAACUCAUGCUAAGCGAACAUUUCCGUGUACUCUGUGCAGCUUAUCUACAGAGGGGCUCUGCUCAAUUAAAUUAAUAUUUUUUAUGGAUUUUAAUAUGCACAUAUAUAUUUAUUUUCCUUUUGUUGCAUCAAAUUUAUUACUACAAAUGAAAAUCCAUUCUUUUAUUUUGCACAUCAGUGAAACUUAGUGCCAUGCUUGUAUUUUUGCUAUUCAUCACGGUGGAAGGAGGUAUGGAGAUUAGCCUACUCAUGUACAUACAUACGGAUGCAGCCAGAAGAACCCAAGUACAUCUGACCUUGUUUAGUUUAGUGUAGAAUCUUAGUGUCUUAACGCUUUUGUCAAUAUGAAGAUACUUUUUGUAAGGCUCGAAAUUUCAAGGACUCACACGAGUAGUUUACUUAUUAUAUAUUAGCUGAGAAAAUACUUAAUGGCAAACUAAUUAUAAAUUCAAUAUUUUCUUUGAAUGUAUUUGAAUUUUAUUAAUCACAUCACAGACUACCUCUGAGGAACAGUCAUCCCUAUAUUUGAGAAGCAAGUGUUUCUUUAGUCUAUUGGCUGGGUGUGUAUAUGGACUUGAAGACUACUUUUCAUCACUUGGAAGCUGGUAGGAGCCGGUGGUCUCUAAGUUGGGGGUCAUUGUCUUAAGUAGAAAAGAGUUUGUUCAAAUCUAAUCAGUGCUUGAGUUUUCAUUGUUGUUGUUUCCUCGCUAAGUCGUUCUAACUCUUUGUGACCCCGUGGACUGUAGCCUACCAGGUUCCUCUGUCCAAUUUUCCUGGCAAGGAUACUGGAGUGGUUUGCUGUUUCCUCCUCCAGGGGAUCUUCCCAACCCAGGGAUCGAACCUGUGCUUCCUGCACUGGCAGGCAGAUUCCUUACCACUGAGCCACCAGGGAAGCCCUGAGUUUUCUUUAUAGUUUGUCUCAGUAGGUAUUUGGUACCUCUGCAUUUUGCUUGGGUACCACUAUCAGUUCUGGGCUAUACUAUACACAACUCUAGACAGUAGAGAUGCUUGUUAAUGCUUUCAGCCAGCACCCUCUUUCAGUCAUAUUUCCUUGACACAUAAUGAAAAUUUUAGGUAUUUUAAGGAUUUUUGUUCUUAGACAAAGAAGGAAUCAGUUUGUAUGUUCCUUUUUCUCUGUGUCUCUCUUUCUCUAUGUAUGUUUCUCUCUCUAGAUAACUAGCUCUCUUGACUGUAUAGAAGACAGAGAAUCAGGAAUGACCCCCUUUGAUGAGGGAGUAGUCAUCUACAUAUUAUAUAUGAUCAGGUCAUGAAAGGCCUGUCAUCUCUUGCUACCAAGGUAUAUUUACCUUAUUGCCACUUUCCAGGAGAGCCGGCUGAGAUCAGAGCUUGGUAGCACAGGGGAUUUUGUGGUGGUAGUCUUGCUUUGAAGAGACUUUGUAGGGAAUGCGUCACCAUGCAGGAGGAGGAGCAUGGUUGAGAAGAUGCAGGGAAGAGCAUAGGACAGUAGGUGUGUGGAAGGUGGAUGUCCAAAGAGAGGGGGAGUAGUCAUAAAAGGAAAUGGCAGUGUGUACACAGAUCUUAUCUGCACAUCUUGUUUUACUUUGGGACUCUUUUUAAAUAUACUAUAAACCAGGUGAUAAUCCCUUUUCUUGAAUCAGGAAGUGUAUCUGAUUACUAUGUGGUCAUUUAAUAAAGAUUUUGUGUAUCUGCA
This is a messenger RNA of Cervus elaphus (red deer), 3124 nucleotides long. RefSeq names its product legumin J-like. The record is from RefSeq and is a predicted model, not a curated record. NCBI's taxonomy places the organism in Eukaryota, Metazoa, Chordata, Mammalia, Artiodactyla, Cervidae. Gene Ontology annotation, cellular component: plasma membrane; Golgi apparatus. The transcript is spliced from 10 exons. Bases 50 to 1294 code for a protein of 414 amino acids. Gene Ontology annotation, biological process: activation of protein kinase B activity.